CAGCGAAGAAUCUAGAACAGAACACAUAGCCUCACGAAGGAGAGGAGCGAGGGAUAAAAUCCUUUCUCUCCGACGCAAAGCCAGCCAGCGAGCCAGCGAGGGGGGGAGAGAGAGAGAGGGGGUGAGGUCGAGGCGAGCGUCGACCGGUCGUUCGGUGUGAGGAGGAAGAGGAAGAGAUCGCCGGAGAAGAGGAGGCGGACGAGAAGAGAUGUUUCUGGUGGAUUGGUUCUACGGGGUGCUGGCGUCGCUGGGGCUGUGGCAGAAGGAGGCCAAGAUCCUCUUCCUCGGCCUGGACAACGCCGGCAAGACCACCCUCCUCCACAUGCUCAAGGACGAGCGGCUGGUGCAGCACCAGCCGACGCAGUACCCGACGUCGGAGGAGCUGAGCAUCGGCCAGAUCAAGUUCAAGACCUUCGAUCUCGGUGGCCACCAGAUCGCCCGCCGAGUCUGGAAGGACUACUACGCCAAGGUGGAUGCGGUUGUUUACUUGGUGGACGCUGCUGACAAGGAACGGUUUGCAGAGUCGAAGAAGGAGUUGGACGGCCUUCUUUCAGAUGACUCCCUAGCGAAUGUGCCUUUCCUCGUACUGGGUAACAAGAUCGACAUACCUAUCGCAGCAUCCGAGGAGGAGCUGCGCUACUACCUUGGGCUGAGCAACUUCACCACUGGGAAGGGCAACGUGAACUUGUCGGAUUCAAAUGUGCGGCCCCUGGAGGUGUUCAUGUGCAGCAUCGUCCGCAAGAUGGGCUACGGCGAAGGUUUCAAAUGGAUGUCCCAGUACAUCAAGUGAAGGGCCGUCCUGCUGUCCACUGUGGCAGUAUUCAGGUCCUGGUUCUUUUGCCCGUCUCCUCAUCCUUGAUGCUCUGGGGAAAACUGCUGCUGUAAGAAAAGGUUUAUCUUUGUGAUAGGGAAAGCUUGUAAGUUGACGAUAAUCCUAGAUAUAUGGUCGCGUAAAUUUGUUUGAGUGUUCGUGUGUAAGGUGAUUUUAUUAGUUACAGUGUGGUUGCUGGGAUCAUUUGUAGACUAUGGGAAGUGUCUCAGCUAUUGUAAUCUGUCAUCUCAGUCGGUGAAAUGUUUGUUACUACCAGCUUAGAAUAUGUUGGUGAAACUUUUUGAGCAA
Messenger RNA from Aegilops tauschii subsp. strangulata, 1120 nucleotides. RefSeq names its product small COPII coat GTPase SAR1A. NCBI's taxonomy places the organism in Eukaryota, Viridiplantae, Streptophyta, Magnoliopsida, Poales, Poaceae. Gene Ontology annotation, molecular function: GTP binding; GTPase activity. Gene Ontology annotation, biological process: intracellular protein transport. The record is from RefSeq and is a predicted model, not a curated record.